Messenger RNA from Mangifera indica (mango), 2632 nucleotides. Its product is annotated as inactive leucine-rich repeat receptor-like serine/threonine-protein kinase At1g60630. Gene Ontology annotation, molecular function: protein binding; ATP binding; protein kinase activity. Bases 464 to 2437 code for a protein of 657 amino acids. The record is from RefSeq and is a predicted model, not a curated record. Gene Ontology annotation, biological process: protein phosphorylation. Lineage: Eukaryota; Viridiplantae; Streptophyta; Magnoliopsida; Sapindales; Anacardiaceae. The transcript has 3 exons.
GCCACGUAUGCAGCAACUUAAUGAGGACACGUGUCAAGGCAGCUACCUAAAACCACCAAACCAAAAGGGGUCUUCCAUUUAUGGCCAGAUCUCUUUGCCUUCAAUUGUUUCACCGAUUUCCUGAGAAAAGAAUGUGCAAUGAUAGAGAAGGGAAAGGUUUAAAGUUUAUUUAUGUUAUGGUAGUUCAGAGAUGAGUUCACGUGAAGAGUAUGUACCGUUGGUCCGUGAGGUUUGCGGGCAACAAUUUCAAGAAAAAGAUGCCAAACCAACUUGUUCAAUGUGAGAAACUUGAUUACUUGCUCUUCUAGGGUUUCUUGAGUGACCUCAAGCUGAAGCAGAUAUGGAAAUGUCUACUUUUAUAUAUUGCUGUUGGUAGAUCUGAAAGAUUCUAGAAGAAGGAAGCUUUUUACUUCUUAAAGAAUCGAAUCCUUUUGUUUAUGGAUCAAGGUCAGAGAAUUUCAAUAUGAUGGAGCCUCUGGUUUCGAGGUACUCUCUUAUCUUGCUCUUCUCUGUAAUUUCUUUUCUUCCACUUGGUAGAUCAGGCGAUGUAGAGGCUCUUUUGUCUCUGAAAUCGUCAAUAGAUCCUUUAAACACUCUUCCAUGGAAAAGAAGCGAUGUUUGCAAAUGGGAAGGGGUCAAGGAGUGUAUGAACGGAAGAGUAACCAAACUUGUUCUAGAGUACUUGAAUUUGAGUGGUACAUUAGAUGAGAAAAGUCUGAAUGAGUUAGACCAGCUUCGCGUAUUGAGUUUCAAAGGUAACUCAAUUUCAGGUCAAAUCCCAAACCUUUUUGGCCUUGUUAAUCUAAAAUCUUUUUUUCUAAAUGACAACAAUUUCUCUGGUAAAUUCCCGGAGUCCCUUUCAAGCCUACACCGUUUAAAAGUCAUAGUUUUGGCCAAUAACCAGAUCUCCGGUCCCAUUCCUUUAUCCCUCUUAAAUCUCACUCGAUUGUAUAUGCUUUAUUUGCAAGAUAAUAACUUCACCGGAACAAUCCCUCCGUUCAACCAAACUAAUCUCAGACUCUUCAAUGUCUCCAACAAUCAACUUUCUGGUCAAGUUCCAUUAACCCCGGCUUUAGUUCGGUUCAAUAAGUCUUCAUUCUUGGGUAAUAUUGAUCUUUGCGGUAAACAAAUUCAAAUCCCUUGUAAAACUAAUGAACUUGGGCCUACAUUGAGUCCUUCUUUCCCUAUAACGCCAGGUUCAAAAUCAUCAUCAAAAAGGGUCAAAAUUAUAGCUGCAAGUGUAGUAGGUGGAUUUGUUGUCCUAUUAGUUUGUGUAUUAUUGUUAUGUUUGGGAUGGAGAUAUUGUAGAAAGGAAGCGGGUUCCGGCGAGUUGAGAAACAAAGGGGUUGUUGGUGUAGAAGGAAUAGAGAGAGAAGAGGGAACAGGAACAGGAACAGGAACAGGAACAGGAGGUGGAAAACAAGGAGGAUUUUCAUGGGAGGGUGAAGGAUUAGGGAGUUUGGUGUUCUGUGGAGCAGGAGAUGAGCAAAUGAAUUAUAGUUUAGAGGACUUGCUGAAAGCAUCUGCAGAGACGUUAGGAAGAGGUACAAUGGGUAGCACAUACAAGGCUGUAUUGGAAUCAGGAUUCAUUGUAACUGUUAAAAGGCUUAAAGAUGCAAGGUAUCCUAGAUUGGAGGAAUUCAGGAGGCAUAUGGACAUUGUUGGGAGAUUAAGGCACCCUAAUUUGGUUCCUCUUAGAGCUUAUUUCCAGGCCAAGGAGGAGAGACUUCUUGUCUAUGAUUAUUUCCCAAAUGGCAGUCUCUUUUCACUCAUUCACGGAACAAGAACUUCCGGUGGUGGAAAGCCUCUUCAUUGGACUUCAUGUCUCAAAAUAGCUGAAGACUUGGCCAGUGGACUGCUCUAUAUCCACCAGAACCCUGGACUAACCCACGGCAACUUGAAAUCCUCCAAUGUCUUAUUAGGUCCCGACUUUGAGUCAUGCUUAACAGAUUAUGGUCUCUCCUCAUUUCGCGAUCCGGACACACUGGAAGAAUCCAGUGCCGCGUCUCUCUUCUAUAGAGCCCCUGAAUGCCGCAGCGCCUGGAGACAACCCACUCAACAAGCUGAUAUUUACAGCUUCGGUGUCCUCCUUUUGGAGCUAUUAACUGGAAAAACUCCUUUCCAAGACCUUGUUCAGGAACAUGGUUCAGACAUUCCUAGAUGGGUGAGGUCUGUCCGGGAAGAAGAAACUGAGUCUGGGGAUGACCCUGCUUCGGGUAAUGAGGCAUCUGAGGAAAAACUUCAAGCUCUUUUGAAUGUUGCAAUGGCUUGUAUCUCACUUAAGCCUGAAGGUCGUCCAAUGAUGAGAGAGGUGUUGAAGAUGAUCAGAGAUGCAAGGGCAGAAGCUCAAAUCUCAUCCAACAGUAGUGAUCAUUCACCGGGGAGAUGGUCGGACACAGUUCAGAGCUUGCCUAGAGAAGAACAUUUGAGCAUUUGAGCGGUAAUAAAUUUGACUGCUUUAAUUUAAAUUUUUGAUUCUUUUCAAUUAGAUCUCAAUUGAUCUGCUCAGUAUUGUAGAGUCUGCCACUAGUGUAAAGUUUGAUUUUUCUUAUAUUUCGUGCUUUGAAGCUUGUUUUUAGUUGUAGAAGAUUGAACCACUUUGUCUAAUUUAAGAUUGAACCACUUUGUCUAA